Messenger RNA from Rhodamnia argentea, 2237 nucleotides. RefSeq names its product heat shock 70 kDa protein 4-like. Gene Ontology annotation, cellular component: cytoplasm. The transcript has 2 exons. The record is from RefSeq and is a predicted model, not a curated record. Gene Ontology annotation, molecular function: ATP hydrolysis activity; misfolded protein binding; heat shock protein binding. NCBI's taxonomy places the organism in Eukaryota, Viridiplantae, Streptophyta, Magnoliopsida, Myrtales, Myrtaceae. The coding region runs from base 127 to 2076 and encodes 649 amino acids. Gene Ontology annotation, biological process: cellular response to unfolded protein; protein refolding.
UACUCCGUCUUCCUCAGCACAGACGUUCUUUACUGUGAAACAGAGUUCUUCUUCAGAGACAUCACCGACGAUCCAUCAAUCAUCGUAGCUACUUUCGCACCAAUUUUUCUUAGAGAGAAGGAAUCGAUGGCAGGAAAAGGGGAAGGGCCGGCGAUCGGCAUCGACCUGGGGACGACGUACUCGUGUGUCGGCGUCUUUCAACACGACAGGGUCGAGAUCAUCGCCAACGACCAGGGCAACAGGACGACGCCCUCCUACGUCGCCUUCACCGACACCGAGAGGCUGAUCGGCGACGCCGCCAAGAACCAGGUCGCCAUGAACCCCACGAACACCGUCUUCGAUGCGAAGCGGUUGAUCGGGAGGAGAUUCAGCGACCCUACGGUCCAGGGUGACAUGAGGCACUGGCCGUUCAAGGUCGUUGCUGGUCCUGGCGACAAGCCCAUGAUUGUCGUCAACUACAAGGGCGAAGAGAAGCAGUUUGCUGCGGAGGAAAUCUCGUCCAUGGUCCUCACGAAGAUGCGCGAGAUCGCGGAGGCAUAUAUCGGGACGAACAUCAAGAAUGCCGUCGUCACGGUCCCUGCCUACUUCAAUGACUCGCAGAGGCAGGCCACGAAGGAUGCCGGCGUCAUUGCCGGCCUCAAUGUUAUGCGUAUCAUCAACGAACCGACUGCGGCGGCCAUCGCCUAUGGUCUUGACAAGAAGGCGACCAGCACUGGAGAGAAGAAUGUGUUGAUUUUUGAUCUUGGGGGUGGUACUUUCGAUGUUUCUCUGCUUACUAUUGAAGAGGGUAUCUUCGAAGUGAAGGCCACGGCUGGAGACACACAUCUUGGCGGCGAGGACUUUGAUAACCGAAUGGUCAACCACUUUGUGCAGGAGUUUAAGAGGAAGCAUAAGAAGGACAUCAGUGGAAAUCCCAGAGCUCUGAGGAGAUUGAGGACUGCUUGUGAAAGGGCGAAGAGGACUCUCUCCUCGACCGCUCAAACGACUAUUGAGAUCGACUCUCUUUACGAGGGUGUUGAUUUUUAUACCACCAUCACUCGGGCCAGGUUCGAGGAGCUGAACAUGGACCUCUUCAGGAAGUGUAUGGAGCCCGUGGAGAAGUGCCUGAGAGAUGCCAAGAUGGACAAGGGCAACGUGCAUGAUGUUGUUCUUGUGGGUGGUUCUACUAGGAUCCCCAAGGUGCAACAGCUACUGCAGGACUUCUUCAACGGGAAGGAGCUGUGCAAGAGCAUCAACCCUGAUGAGGCCGUGGCCUACGGGGCGGCGGUCCAAGCGGCAAUUCUGAGUGGCGAGGGCAAUGAGAAGGUGCAAGAUAUAUUGCUCUUGGACGUUACUCCCCUCUCUCUUGGUUUGGAAACCGCCGGAGGUGUCAUGACUGUCUUGAUCCCGAGAAACACCACCGUACCCACCAAGAAGGAGCAGGUCUUCUCGACCUACUCAGACAACCAACCCGGCGUCCUCAUCCAGGUUUACGAGGGUGAGAGAGCGAGAACCAGGGAUAACAACUUGCUGGGCAAGUUUGAGCUCUCGGGCAUUCCUCCAGCUCCUAGGGGCGUUCCCCAGAUUAACGUCUGCUUCGACAUUGAUGCUAACGGCAUAUUGAAUGUCUCAGCUGAGGACAAGACCACCGGCCAGAAGAACAAGAUCACGAUCACGAACGACAAAGGAAGGCUGUCGAAGGAGGAGAUUGAGAAUAUGGUGCAGGAAGCUGAGAAAUACAAGGCCGAGGACGAGGAGCACAAGAAGAAGGUGGACGCGAAGAACGCACUUGAGAACUACGCCUACAACAUGAGGAACACCAUCAAGGACGAGAAGAUCAGCGCCAAGCUCCCCGCUGCGGACAAGAAGAAGAUCGAGGAUGCCAUCGAGGAAGCUAUCCACUGGUUGGACAGCAACCAGCUCGCCGAGGCGGAUGAGUUCGAGGACAAGAUGAAGGAGCUUGAAGGCAUCUGCAACCCCAUAAUUGCGAAGAUGUACCAAGGUGCUGGUCCGGACAUGGGCGCCGGCGGGAUGGAUGAAGAUGUUCCUCCUGCAGGGGGUAGCGGCGCUGGCCCCAAGAUCGAGGAGGUCGAUUAAGGAGAGGUAGGGCCGAUGUCUGAGGAUGCUAGGUGGUGGUGGUGGCGUAUCUGAGAUUUUUAUUUUUCCCUUCGUGUUUAAGUGGUAAUUUUGGGUUUCUUUCGAGUCGUGGAAGAAACCUUAAUCGUUGAAGGUCGUGUUGUUUCUCUUUUUUAAUGUUU